AUACCAUUGGUCUGUGGGUGAUGACCGAAGUUGUUUUGGCUUCAAUAUGGAAGAACGGGAAGCAUUAAAGAGGCAGAUCGAACUGUUACAAAAUCUCAUCAAUAACCACAGCAAUGGCCAGACCAGUGCCCAACAAAAUGUUGCUCCUCAGAGUCUUGACAAUGGCCACAGAGCUGGACACCUCUCCAACUUGACUGCUGGCUCGCAGCCAUAUGCCACACGACCAGCAGGGUCUUGGAGGAAGACCUACUCUCUGAACAACAGAAGUGCAGGUGACAGGACAAGAGACCCUGCAGCACAGACACAGACACAUACAACCUCGCACACACUCACCGCUCCAAAGUCACUCACUGCCCCACAGACAAGCACAAUCUCUCAGACACACACAUCACUACAGAAGGGAGACUCCACGAGUAUCCCCAGUGCCAGAAAUCCACUUUCUGCAUCGAAGACUGCUACCUCAACUGCACACGUUCAGAUCAAACCUCAGCUCCACCCUUCAGUCAAUCCUCUUGUGGCGCCGGAUGGUCCUCAGGCUCGACCAAGCUCUUCGCCUGCGAGUAGUCUCCAUGCCAACCUUGCUCCUCCAAGUCGACACAAAACUGCCCCACCCAGCCAACCAAAAGGAGACUCCGCUAAACUACAGGCAGCUACAGCUCCCUUGAAAAAGUCCCAAUACCACUGGGUGAAGAGUCAAGAGACUGGCAUGAAAGCACCUGCCUCCUCCACAACACCAACUCGUCCCCAGCCCGCUUUAAAGACAUCUGCAGUCACCCAGACCUCCCUCAAGACUGCCACUCCCCAGGCUUCUUCCAGGACGUCUCCUGUGUCCCAGCAGGUCUCCUCAAAGAGAGCACCCAGCCCCAGCACACAGACACUCCAACGGUCAGUCGCCUCCGUAGGGCGGCCCAGGACUUCCAAAUACACUUGGGUGUCACACUCCACCCAAACCACCUCCGCAGCUAAACUGGCCCGGAAGCCCCUCUCUCCCCGAGUGCUUCAAGCCCCGCAGAGCCUGCCUGCCGUGGAUGGAGCCAGGCUCCGGAAAGGCAGAACCAAAGGUGGGGCGGGUGCGGCCACUGCCUCACAGACCCGCCUCAGCCGCUACAGCUGGAGAGCUGAGGGCACCAGCCCCGCGGCAAAGGGCUCCGUUUACCGCUGGACACCCCAAAAGGAGAGGGGACUUAAAGCUGGGCCGCUCUCCCUGAGCAGCACAGCCUCGCCCUGGGGCUUUAAACUCAGGAGCAGGAUGAAGAUCAUCAGGAGGACCCCCAACAGGCAAGUACAGGCACCUGUGAGGACCCCACCCAGCAGCAGACGAGGAAACCGGGCCUUGGUGUCCAUUGGCAGGCACAAGCUGCGCCUGGUCAGCCCCAGUCGCUCUGUUCCAGCCUCCUACCUCUCAGGCCCUGCUGUUCACCUUGCCCCGAGUCGGGUCCGAACGCGCUACCGGAUUGAUGCCAGGCGCUGGCACGCGCUCCCACACCAGCCCCACCCCAGUACGGCCCGCUCAUGGAGGUCCAGGAGAGUCCAGUCAGCCAGAAUGCUCCUGCAGAGUCGGCUGCGGAGUGCCCAAGAGCGGCACUGGAGGGGGGGGCGCAUGCGCUGGAUUGGAGGAGAGCUCUACCAGGUGUCGGCCAAUAAGCUGUCCCGCACGCAAGCCCCUGGCACAGCUACAAACAGGACAGGGAGACGCCUUUGGAUGCCUACCGCCACCUCCCCCACCGCAUUCAACCUCAACAGGACCUCCAGCACCCGCCACGUCGCCAGCCGUGUGGUCCAGAGGAGUCUGGCCAUCAUCCGUCAGGCCCAGCAGAAGAAGCAGCAGGCUCGUCAGUACUGCAUGUACUACAACCGCUUCGGCAAGUGCAACCGCGGCACCGCCUGUCCCUUCAUCCACGACCCGGAGAAGGUGGCCGUCUGCACCAGGUUCCUACGAGGAACGUGUAAGCAGACGGACGGCACCUGCCCCUUCUCACACAGAGUGUCCAGAGAAAAGAUGCCGGUGUGUUCGUACUAUCUGCGAGGGAUUUGCAAUAACAGCAGCUGCCCUUAUAGUCAUGUCUACGUGUCACGCAAAGCUGCCGUAUGUCAGGACUUCAUAAGAGGCUACUGCCCUCAAGGAGAGAAGUGUAAGAAGAAGCACACUCUGGUGUGUGCGGACUUCUCUGCGACAGGUGUGUGCCCACGUGGAUCCAAGUGUAAGCUGAAGCACCGACUCCGGAAGACGGCGGCUGCCAGCCAGGCCCAAAACAAGACCUCACCGGCUCUUCCUCCACCGCCUGCUAAAAAGGCACCCGCGAAAGCCUCCUCAAAAAAGCCAGACCAGAGUCAGGGCACAGUUACAGACUCAUCGUUCUCAGCAUCGUCGGCUGAGCCGGAGAAUGAGGAAGGGUCCCUCUCGUGCACGUCGACCCCUCGGUCACUGCCGUCUUUCAUUGCCCUCCCCAGCUCCCCAGAGGAUGGCAUCCCCCCAGACACGCCCCCUCACGCCCUGGUCCCACCCAUCGCAAAAGGGGAAAAGCUUCAUAUCAAGCCCAGAUUUUAGAGACUGUGACCUCUCAGGGGUUGCCCUCGCCGUGCCUAGAGCGUCCAAAAACCAGCUUUCCCAAGGUUUUAAUUGUUCAAGUGUUUGUAUUGGAAUUAAAAGCAGAAUGCUGACUGAUUUCAA
Molecule: messenger RNA, 2671 nt
Organism: Alosa alosa (allis shad)
Lineage: Eukaryota; Metazoa; Chordata; Actinopteri; Clupeiformes; Clupeidae
Gene: zc3h3
Product: zinc finger CCCH-type containing 3
Exons: 12
Coding region: 47-2548 (833 amino acids)
Cellular component (GO): nucleus
Molecular function (GO): metal ion binding
Source: RefSeq, a predicted model, not a curated record